This is a messenger RNA of Aureobasidium uvarum, 1131 nucleotides long. NCBI's taxonomy places the organism in Eukaryota, Fungi, Ascomycota, Dothideomycetes, Dothideales, Saccotheciaceae. The record is from the annotation of a GenBank genome assembly.
AUGUCGGCGUAUGCAUCUGGCCUUCGCUUUUUCGCUCCGAUAGUCGUCUUUGCCAGAAUCCCCNAGGUCGAGAUGGAAGCAGUAAGUUCGAAGUCCCGGCCUGCCAUCACGGCUACAGACCAUUCAGCAUUCAUCUUCAUAGCAACAGCUAUGUGUAUUGUUUGUAUGUUGCUCUUUCUGGCCGCUCGGCUCGUUGUUCGAUAUCCAUGGAAGCGGUCUCUAGGACCUGACGACUGGACGACCCUUGUGGCUUCGGUGAGUCCACAAGCCCAUGAUCAAAAUGGUCAAACUGACUUCUCAGNNGUGUGCGCCUUAUGCCAGAGUAUUGUUUUGCUCUCAAGCGCCAAAGCUGGGCUUGGAAAGGCUGAACUGGUGCUUUCGUCCCGUCAGAUAAGAGCAACUCUCAAACUUCUGUACGCAAGCGAUCUUCUUUACGUACCAGCCAUCUUUAUUGCACAACUCGCGGUCAGCCUCUUCUUCUUAAGACUGUCUGGACCCGAACGGAGUUUCUUCCACCGACUUGCUCGCUUCAUCGCAGGAGCGUCGGUAUCUGUUGCAAUUGGGUGUUUCCUGAUGAUUGCGAUCAGGGUAGAGCACGGUAUACGCGUAUGGGGAAUCAUCGUGGUGGGCCACAGAUCGAUAUUCGGUGAAUCGAGUUUCAUGGUUGCUAACAGGGUCAGAACGAUCAUGCUGACCAUCUUCCGACUGGUGGCAUUGGCCAAGGCGAGUAGGGGAUCGGAUCGUACAUUCGACAUGACGUUACCAGUAGUUCUGACACAGCUCGAGAUGCACUUUACCGUUCUGGCUGCCACGAUACCGAUUCUCCGAAACCCGCUUGCCAAGCUCAAUUCAGGAUAUCUCAACACAACGUUGGAGCAGAUGGAUCCGGCAGCCAGUGCAGCGUAUGCCUCAUCUAGGUCAGGCAGCAGUGGUAAAGGGCCAUCAUUUGCUCUGUCGCAUAUAACGGGUAGCGGCCAGCGCAACGACACGGUCGUUGAGCAGAGAGAACGAGAAGGUAUCGAGACAAUCGCCGAAGGGGGAUCGGAUACGCUUGGAGAAGGUCAGAGUAUGCUGUCCGAGGGUUCUGACCAGAUCAUGAUCAAGCGGACAGUCAUGAUAGAUUACGCAUGA